AUGUUUUCCCUAUUUUUAAAACGCCAGUUUUUCGAGCACUGUUACACGUGUUCUGGCGUUAAAAUGGCGGUUACAAAGAAACCCGCUCCUAAAAAAGCCCAAUUGCAUCAAAAGGCUGGAAAGAAAGGUAUCAAAGGUGGUAAAAUCCGCGGCAAGGGAAUGAAAAGGAAAAUCAACCUGAAGUUUACUAUCGACUGCACACAUCCAGCUGAAGAUAGCAUCUUGGAUGUUGGAAACUUUGAAAAGUACCUCAAGGAGCAUGUUAAAGUUGAGGGUAAAACAAAUAACCUAGGAAAUCACGUUGUCGUCGCUAGAGACAAGACAAAAGUAGCCAUCAAUGCAGACAUUCCUUUCUCCAAGAGGUACCUAAAAUACUUGACCAAGCGGUACCUCAAGAAGAACAACCUGAGAGAUUGGCUCCGUGUUGUUGCUUCUGCACAUGAUGCAUAUGAACUACGUUACUUCAACAUCAAUGCUGACAGCGAUAAUGAAGACAAUGAAGAU
Molecule: messenger RNA, 504 nt
Organism: Iphiclides podalirius (scarce swallowtail)
Lineage: Eukaryota; Metazoa; Arthropoda; Insecta; Lepidoptera; Papilionidae
Source: the annotation of a GenBank genome assembly